Salvia splendens (bonfire salvia) is the source of this 648-nucleotide messenger RNA. RefSeq lists its product as uncharacterized. The record is from RefSeq and is a predicted model, not a curated record. Bases 1 to 648 code for a protein of 215 amino acids. The transcript has 2 exons. NCBI's taxonomy places the organism in Eukaryota, Viridiplantae, Streptophyta, Magnoliopsida, Lamiales, Lamiaceae.
AUGGGUGAGAAAGAAACUGUGCAGAAUUAUUUGUCGAGAGUGACUGAAAUUGUCAGUCAAAUGGGAUCCUAUGGUGAAAGUAUCAGCGAUGAACAAGUUGUGGGUAAAGUUUUAACAAGUUUGAGUGAAAGCUUUGAUUAUCUUAUUCCUGCCAUUGAGGAGUCAAAGGAUCUGUCCACUUACACAUUUGAUGAAUUGAUGAGUUCUUUGUUAGCCCAUGAAACCAGGGAGGCCGAUACGGUAGAGGCGGAUUUCGCGGUGGAUUUCAUGGCCGAAGACGUGGCAGUGGCAGAGGACGCGGACGCCAGGAUGAGGGACGUCAAAACAUAUAAGGUAUUCAAUGUCAUUAUUGCAAGAAGAAUGGACACAAAGAAGCUUUCUGUUGGAGUAAGCAAAAAAGAUGAACAAAAGGUAAAUUUCACAGAGAAAGUGGAAGAGGAAAAUAAUCUAUUCAUGGCACACACAAAUAUAGUUGCUGAUGCAAAUGAAAGAAUGUGGUUCGUGGACAGCGGGUGCUCAAAUCAUAUGUCCGUGUCAAGGUCAUUAUUCAAAGAUUUUGAUGAGAAGCAAAAAUGGAGAGUGCGUCUUGGAGAAGAUAAACAAGUCUCUAUUGAAGGCCGAGGUGCAGUGGCUAUCAAAACUGUUUAA